GGGGUACUGAACAUGAUCCUGGUCGUGCUUCUGCUCUCAACCACUACCUUCCAAGUGUUCACUUGAUAUUUACUGGUUCUUCCUCGGUGGCAGCAGACACGGAAGGAUGACUACUACGAUUCAUGUUGACGAAAACUGUCUGUUUUGUAAGAUCGUCAAAGGGACGAUACCCAGCUUCAAGAUCUACGAGGACGAGCACACUUUUGUGUUUCUUGACAUCAACCCGAUCGCGGACGGACAUAUGCUUGUGAUACCGAAAUAUCACGGAGAGACAUUGGGUGAUCUUCCGGACGAUGUCCUUAGCAAGCUGCUCCCUGUGGCUAAGAAGGUUGCAUUGGCCACGGGUGUGCCGCAGUACAAUAUCGUUCAGAAUAAUGGAAAGCUCGCGUUCCAGCACGUCUUCCACGUCCACUUUCACGUCGUUCCCAAGCCGAACGAGAAAGAAGGCCUGAUCAUAGGAGAGCAGAAUUGGCCCCAGAAGCCAUUGGAUAAGGAUGCUCUGGCUGCUACAGCGGAGAGAAUUAGGAACAAGUUGUAAUAGAAGGUGGCGCGUUGAGUGAUGCUCAAGGCCCGGAGUGUCUUCAAGUAGAAAGCCGGCACCAGAGCACUAUUCAUAAGGGAGAUAUUUACUACAUUGUAUAUCAGUGUACCUGUCUGUUUAUUGGUGGCUACUCACGGUGGCACUGUGAA
Molecule: messenger RNA, 690 nt
Organism: Stereum hirsutum FP-91666 SS1
Lineage: Eukaryota; Fungi; Basidiomycota; Agaricomycetes; Russulales; Stereaceae
Product: HIT-like protein
Exons: 7
Coding region: 107-538 (143 amino acids)
Biological process (GO): nucleotide metabolic process
Molecular function (GO): catalytic activity
Source: RefSeq, a predicted model, not a curated record